Molecule: messenger RNA, 748 nt
Organism: Caenorhabditis sp. 36 PRJEB53466
Lineage: Eukaryota; Metazoa; Nematoda; Chromadorea; Rhabditida; Rhabditidae
Source: the annotation of a GenBank genome assembly
AUGUUUAGGAAGACGAAUUCGUUGGCCAUGUCUACCAAACCACCGAAGCGCCAGGCGCAAAAUGGAAACAAGGUAUUUUCAAACAAUUUCAUCAAUAGCCUCAAUUCAAAUGUUAAGACCGUUGAAAACAAGCCCCCAGGCCUUUCGGCACAAGCGAAGUUGGUUCCGCGGCGACUGCGAAGAUUCCACGCCUGUCGGGGCCAACUAAAAUUUCGAACGCGGCGACUCCGAAUACUAAAGCAGAACAGGUAAGAUGAGCAAAAGCAACGCGAUUUUUUUCCUAACUUACAUUCUUACAGCGCCUAAUUGGUAGAGGAGAAUCAAACGCUGACCCAAACAAAGUGGCUAAAAAAGUGGAGGGCCGCUCGAGCGAGCAUGCGAUGUUCGGCAAACAUGAGCAAGAGAACGUGAGAAAUUUCUUCGCAAGAUAAACAACUUGUUCUAUUUUUCAGACUAAGCGCCUCAAUUCAUCGUUAAACAAUGAAUGGAUUCCAGCGAAUCUCAUCAAGAACACAUGUUUCAGCUCCACGGGAAUUAUUCUGAGCAAAGAAGAGUGCAUCGCCAACCUGGAAUUGGCGAUGAAAAACAAGAAAAAAGCCGAUUUUUAUGAAGUCGUCAAGCUGUCAGCUCAUCCGCAAGUGCAAGGAACAGUAAUGGAAACUGGAGAUGGAAGACGACGAAACGCAACGCUAAGAUCAUCAACCAGUUCAUCAACCAGUUCACAUCCCGAUCAGCGAUAUACUCCUAA